Molecule: messenger RNA, 774 nt
Organism: Betta splendens (Siamese fighting fish)
Lineage: Eukaryota; Metazoa; Chordata; Actinopteri; Anabantiformes; Osphronemidae
Gene: ube2c
Product: ubiquitin-conjugating enzyme E2C
Exons: 7
Coding region: 157-681 (174 amino acids)
Source: RefSeq, a predicted model, not a curated record
CUAGUUGGUCGUGGGGAGUCGGUUGUUUUUGAAAGUCGGACGCUGAUUGGCUGAACGACACAGGCUCCAUCUGUUUAAACCAGCGUGCGGGAGUGUGUUCAGUUUGAAUCAAAGAGCAGCUGGGCUCGGAGACCAUCUCACGCACUGUCAGCAGUCAUGGCGUCACAGAACAUGGACCCCGCGGCGACUGCAGCUUCCUCCACAGCCGCACUGAAGGGCAGCGAGAGCGGCGGCAGCGCGGCAAGAGGCUCCGUGACCAAACGGCUGCAGCAGGAACUCAUGACUCUGAUGAUGUCUGGUGAUAAAGGGAUUUCGGCAUUUCCAGAAUCUGAUAAUCUCUUCAAGUGGGUCGGAACCAUUGAUGGAGCUCAGGGCACGGUGUACGAGGGUCUCCGGUACAGACUGUCCCUGGAGUUUCCAGCUGGGUAUCCGUAUCAGGCUCCUCGUGUAAAAUUCAUGACACCGUGUUUUCACCCAAAUGUGGAUGAUCAGGGCUUCAUCUGUCUCGACAUCCUGAAAGACAAGUGGUCAGCGCUGUAUGAUGUUCGCUCCAUCCUGCUGUCAAUCCAGAGCCUGCUGGGAGAACCAAACAACGAGAGUCCUCUGAAUACAGCUGCUGCUGAGCUUUGGGACAACCAGGAAGGCUUCAAAGCUCAUCUACACUUAACAUUCCAGAAGUGAAGCUGCUCCAAAUUUUAUUGUCUGUUGUAAUUCUUUGUAUAAUAUUUCUAUGUUUGUUCACCUUCACUGCAUCAAUAAAGUUCUUAAAUCAGU